Megalobrama amblycephala (Wuchang bream) is the source of this 967-nucleotide messenger RNA. RefSeq names its product histone H2B. Gene Ontology annotation, cellular component: nucleosome. The transcript has a single exon. Bases 41 to 415 code for a protein of 124 amino acids. The record is from RefSeq and is a predicted model, not a curated record. Gene Ontology annotation, molecular function: DNA binding; protein heterodimerization activity; structural constituent of chromatin. Lineage: Eukaryota; Metazoa; Chordata; Actinopteri; Cypriniformes; Xenocyprididae.
CCUCAUAUUGCUUUAGAGAAGUUUGUGUUCAAAAAGCAUCAUGCCUGAACCAGCAAAGUCCGCGCCUAAGAAGGGCUCCAAGAAGGCCGUCACGAAGACCGCCGGUAAGGGAGGAAAGAAGCGCAAGAGGUCCAGGAAGGAGAGCUACGCUAUCUACGUCUACAAAGUCCUGAAGCAGGUUCAUCCUGACACCGGCAUCUCUUCCAAGGCGAUGGGCAUCAUGAACUCUUUCGUCAACGACAUCUUCGAGCGCAUCGCCGGUGAGUCGUCUCGUCUCGCUCACUACAACAAGCGCUCCACCAUCACUUCUAGAGAGAUCCAGACCGCCGUGCGUCUGCUGCUGCCCGGAGAGCUGGCCAAACACGCCGUGUCCGAGGGCACCAAGGCCGUCACCAAGUACACCAGCUCCAAGUAGAGAUUCAACCGAGACUCUCAGCGACCCAAAGGCUCUUUUAAGAGCCACCCAACUUCUCCAUUAAAGAGCUUCUGUUUGUAGAAUCUGUUUAGAACUAAAUGUGAUGUAUCGAAAAUUCGAGUUGGAAAUAGGUGGACUUUCUAAACUCUCAUGAUUGUAACUUCAUGCACGUCUAAUCCAGAUAAACUAUGGCUGUUUGGAAUGACGUGGAUAAAGGAACAUAGUUUACAGUUUUGGACAAAUUAAUUUAAAUGCACAGCUGAAAUCUCAAUUUUAGCCCUCAAAUGUUGUUACAAAUCGUGUACUUUUAUUGCUGUUAAAGCACUUCAAGCUUGAGCUCAUUAAUAACACUUGCUCCAUCAUGAGAAAUCUGCAUAUUAAUGUGGAUCAAGUUUACUUUAUAAUCACAUGCUUUGUAAAUGCAUGAAGUUCAUUACUGUAGAUGGGAACAUUUGGGCCUAGUUAAGUUGACUUCUGAUUCUCAUAGUAAUAUUAUUUUAGUGAAAUUCACUUGUCAGGAGGGUGUUUUUACAAUAAAGUCUGAUAAAUCUU